This is a messenger RNA of Chiroxiphia lanceolata (lance-tailed manakin), 6182 nucleotides long. RefSeq names its product ABL proto-oncogene 2, non-receptor tyrosine kinase (gene ABL2). Gene Ontology annotation, molecular function: protein binding; ATP binding; non-membrane spanning protein tyrosine kinase activity. The transcript has 11 exons. Gene Ontology annotation, biological process: regulation of apoptotic process; protein phosphorylation. Lineage: Eukaryota; Metazoa; Chordata; Aves; Passeriformes; Pipridae. The record is from RefSeq and is a predicted model, not a curated record. The coding region runs from base 427 to 3795 and encodes 1122 amino acids.
UCCACAUCAGGAGUUUUCCUGGUUCUGAAGUUAACAGCACAGCAUGCAAUUUUUGGGCAAGUAUUCAUGCUAAAGCUCGGCUUUUUUUGGAGGAGAGGAAACGCUGGUUUAUUUUCUAAGACAAAUAUAUUUCAAAGGAGGCAAGAUCACAAGGGUAUUUUAGUCAAAUGAAGUAAAUAUUUUAAAAAGGACCCCCCUUCUUUGUUCAAGAGAAGAAAAUGGCUGUGGACGAUGGUUUGAACAGCAUACUGGUUGCUGACAAAUGAGGUUGACAGUUUGGUGAUUUAUUUUUAGCUGGAGAAUUUUUUUCAAACAGAAGUACUGUGUAGCCUUGGCAGUUGCUGCAUAUUCGGUGUGGGUGGAUGGAACUGAGAAACUGCAUCUGUGCUAACAAGCUUUUUGGGAUUCCAUUAAAAAAUUAAACUCAUGUACUGGAAACUGAAGCUGUAUCAGCUCACCUGGGGAGCUCUGCCCUCCGAAUAUCCUCCAAAAGAGGCCCUGCACCGCCCCUACGGCUGCGAUGUGGAACCCCAGGCACUGAACGAAGCCAUCAGGUGGAGCUCCAAGGAGAACCUGCUCGGAGCCACUGAGAGCGACCCCAAUCUCUUUGUUGCACUUUACGAUUUUGUAGCAAGCGGAGACAACACCCUCAGCAUCACCAAAGGCGAGAAGUUGCGAGUCCUGGGUUACAACCAGAAUGGUGAGUGGAGUGAGGUACGUUCGAAGAACGGGCAGGGCUGGGUACCAAGCAACUACAUCACGCCGGUGAACAGCCUGGAAAAGCAUUCCUGGUACCACGGGCCCGUGUCCCGCAGUGCAGCAGAGUAUCUGCUGAGCAGCCUCAUCAACGGCAGCUUCCUGGUGCGGGAAAGCGAGAGCAGCCCAGGGCAGUUGUCCAUCUCGCUCAGGUACGAAGGACGUGUUUACCACUACAGGAUCAACACCACCUCGGAUGGGAAGGUCUAUGUGACAGCAGAAAGCCGUUUCAGCACCCUGGCAGAGCUCGUGCACCAUCACUCAACGGUAGCAGACGGCCUGGUGACAACUCUGCACUACCCAGCACCCAAGUGCAAUAAGCCCACUGUCUAUGGAGUGUCCCCCAUCCAUGACAAGUGGGAGAUGGAGAGGACUGACAUCACCAUGAAGCACAAGCUCGGGGGAGGGCAGUACGGCGAGGUGUACGUGGGGGUCUGGAAGAAAUACAACCUCACUGUUGCUGUGAAAACAUUAAAGGAAGAUACCAUGGAGGUGGAAGAAUUCUUGAAAGAAGCUGCUGUGAUGAAGGAGAUCAAGCACCCAAAUCUAGUGCAGUUGUUAGGUGUGUGUACCCUGGAGCCACCCUUCUACAUCGUGACGGAAUACAUGCCCUAUGGGAACCUGCUGGACUAUCUGCGGGACUGCAACCGGGAGGAAGUGAGUGCUGUUGUGCUGCUCUACAUGGCCACCCAGAUCUCCUCUGCCAUGGAGUACCUGGAGAAGAAGAACUUCAUUCACAGGGACUUGGCAGCACGGAACUGCUUAGUUGGAGAAAACCACGUGGUGAAGGUGGCUGACUUUGGCUUAAGUCGACUCAUGACUGGUGAUACCUACACAGCCCACGCUGGGGCCAAGUUCCCAAUCAAGUGGACGGCUCCCGAGAGCCUGGCCUAUAACACCUUUUCAAUCAAAUCAGAUGUGUGGGCCUUUGGGGUGCUGUUGUGGGAAAUUGCUACCUAUGGAAUGUCACCAUACCCAGGCAUCGACCUCUCUCAGGUGUAUGAUCUGCUGGAAAAAGGCUAUCGGAUGGAGCAGCCAGAGGGGUGCCCUCCCAAGGUGUAUGAACUCAUGAGGGCAUGCUGGAAGUGGAACCCACCAGACCGACCUUCCUUUGCUGAGACCCACCAGGCCUUUGAAACCAUGUUCCACGACUCGAGCAUCUCAGAGGAGGUAGCAGAGGAGCUUGGAAGAACAGCCUCCUCCUCAUCCAUAGUUCCUUACUUGCCCCGCUUACCCAUUCUUCCCUCCAAGACGAGAACACUGAAGAAACAGGCAGAGAACAAGGAGAACAUCGAAGGAACACAGGAGACUGUGGAGCACUCGGCUUCCAGCUCAGCACCAGGUUUCAUCAGAAGCACACAGCCAACAACUGGGUCUCCUGCGCUGCCCCGCAAGCAGAGGGACAAGUCACCCAGCAGCCUGCUGGAGGAUGCCAAAGAGACCACGUUCACCAGGGACAGAAAAGGCGGCUUCUUCAGCUCCUUUAUGAAGAAGAGGAAUGCUCCCACGCCUCCCAAGCGCAGCAGCUCCUUCCGGGAGAUGGAGAACCAGCCCCAUAAGAAAUACGAGCUGACGGGUAACUUUUCCUCUGUUGCUUCCUUGCAGCACGUGGACGGGUUCUCCUUUGCUCCCACGCAGCAGGACACGAGCCUGGCACCCCCCAAGUGCUACGGAGGGGGCUUUGUGCAGAGGACCUUCUACAACGAUGAUGGCACAGGGCCCAGCAGCGGUGGGGGCGUGAGCACCAGCGGAGGGUGGUCGGGCAUCACUGGUUUCUUUACACCACGCUUGAUUAAAAAGACACUGGGUUUACGAGCAGGAAAACCCACUGGCAGUGAAGAAGCUUCAAAGCCUUUUCCAAGGUCAAACUCUACAUCUUCCAUGUCCUCAGGGCUUCCAGAACAGGAUAGGAUGGCAAUGACCCUUCCCAGAAAUUCCCAGAGGUCAAAAAUUCAGCUGGAACGGACUGUGUCCACCUCCUCUCAGCCCGAUGAGAGCACGGGGAGGGCCAAUGACCUGCUUCCCAAAAGGUUUGAAGAAGGCCCUGCUUUGACCAGAGAGAGACCAAAAGCAAAACUCUUGCCAAGGGGUGCCACAGCACUCCCCUUCCGAACUCCCUCCACAUUGGAAGAAAAGGAGGGUGCAGGGCUAGCAGCAGCUCCUAGGGGAAAAGAAAAAAACAGUGGCCCACGACAGGGGGCCCUUGAGGAUGGCGAGAGGCCGGGGUGGUCAUCUCCAGGCAAGGCUGCAGCAAUACUUCCAACCACUCAUAACCACAAAGUGCCAGUCCUAAUCUCACCCACUCUAAAACACACUCCAGCGGACGUGCAGCUCAUUGGCACAGACUCUCAGGGUAAUAAAUUUAAGCUCUUAUCUGAGCAUCAGGUCACUUCUUCUGGCGACAGGGACCGGCCCAGACGGGUAAAACCAAAGUGUGCUCCACCUCCACCACCAGUGAUGAGGCUCCUCCAGCAGCCGGCUGCCUGCUCCGACGCAGCAGAAGAGCUGAGCCCCGUGGCGGGAGCGCAGCACGGACUGGAAUCGAGUGAAGGGAGCAAGAAGGCGGCAGCAGCAGCAGCACCUGUUGGUGGAAAAUGUGGGAGGCCCAUGAUGCCUCCACCUCAAGUGCCUCUGUCAUCGUCUUCCACCUCCCCAGUGAAAAUGGCCAACGGCACGGCCGGCGCGAAGGUGGCGCUGAGAAAGACCAAACAGGCAGCUGAGAGAAUCCCCGCAGACAAGAUCAGCAAGGAGGCGCUGCUGGAGUGUGCGGAUCUGCUCUCCAGUGCCAUCGCCGAGCCCACCCCGAACAGCCAGCUGGUGGACACGGGGCACCAGCUGCUGGAUUACUGCUCAGGCUACGUGGACUGCAUCCCGCACACCCGCAACAAAUUCGCCUUCCGGGAGGCCGUGAGCAAACUGGAACUCAGCCUGCAGGAGCUGCAGGUGUCCUCGACAGCUGCCGGCGUGCCCGGGGCAAACCCCGUCCUUAAUAACUUAUUGUCAUGUGUCCAAGAAAUCAGCGACGUGGUGCAAAGGUAGCUACUGUCCAUCUGGGUAAGAGAAACACGCACGGGGAGGGGGGGGACUUUUUUUCUGUACUGAUGCUUUCAAAAGGAAAGACUGAUACUUGAGUAUGUGAAGUACCUCAGAUCACUGAGUUCUCCUCACGUUUACAGGUUCAUCUCAAAGAAAUAGGGAUGGAGAGGGUAGAUUAAAGCUGUAAGGGGCAAACAUCGAGGAUCUGUCCCCACCUAAUCAGGCUGAUCUGCUCGGUGUGGCAAGGGAAGGCAGUUCCUUGCUCCUCCCUUGGAGAGGCAGGAGAACCGAUGGCAGGUUCUCGCUCUGGGAAGGAUGGUUGAUGUGACAGCCAGAGUACUGGGGUGGCUGCAGGCUGCUCUGCUGUACAGAUCCUGCCCUGUCUGCACUCACGGGUGCUUUGCUCUCCCAACAAGGCAAAGGAAAAGCACUGGGGCUCCACUGGUACCGACGGCCGAGCAGUCGGAGCCGGAGGGGCUCCCAAGGGAGGGUCACGUGCAGUUGGGGGGAAGGUCUAAUGCACUGACAGUGUUCAGAGCUGCUGGAGGUGGAUGCACUAGCCUGGAUGGCUUAACUUCCACAGCACUGUUGCUGCUGUAAUGAGAACUGCAAAGUUAGUUAAUAUAUGAAACUAUCCCUUUUCCCUCCUGUCCACCUCAUCCACCACAUGUUCUCAUCAUCAUUGUGUCGGAAGCGUCAGGGAUGCUGGGCAGACUUACCACUGGAAUACCCCCUUCCCCACCACACAGCCUUCACUCACUGAUACCUAUUUCUAGUGGUCUAGCACGGGUGCUGCUUGAUGGUCGUUUUUGAGUAGUUUGGGGCUCUUGCACAACUUGCCAGUGUUGUUGUUGGGGUGGGUGGGUUGUUUCUUUUUUAAGCUAUAGAUUGUUUUUAACUUGUUACCAGGUUGACUCCCCAUUUCAGUUUGAUCCCCCUGAGGACCCACUGUAGGUCAGGCAGAGUCUCCACCACCCCUGGCUGUUCUCCACAUUCCUUUAGCAGUCCCAGCACUGCAGGGCCAGCUGGAGAGCUAGGAAGUACAGCCUGGCCUGUUCACUGCAGGGAUUCCCUGGAGCUGUCCCUUCACAGUGCCAGAUUCCCGGGAUUUGUUCUAGCCCUUACUGGUCUUGCAGGCUUCCAGCUUCCCUGCAUCCAAAGGUGACAAAGCAUGGCAGCACACAGGGGAAGCACAAGCAUCUCUAUAUAUUUUUUCCUGUAUUUUAAAGGCUAGGCCAGAAUCCUGUGCUGUGCUGUAGGGAACAUGCACAUAAACUGUGCACUCCUCUGCCUGAGAGGUGACAACAGAAGUUAUGGCUCUGCCUUCAAGGGCCCCCACUGGAUAUCUGAUGCCUUCUCACAGUCCCAAAGUCAGAGCAGUUGAGGGGUUAACAUUGUCUCCCUUGGUCCUGGUGCUGUUUGUAGGCUGUUGUGGCCUCACAGAGCUGAUCUUCUGUGUCUACAGACAACUCCCCGAGGUGUAGAUGUGCUGGCAAGUAGGGAGACCUCAGCUGUUGGUUUGUGAGAGGAAGGACACAGGCCUGAUACCUGACUCCAAAUAAACAUCACCCUGCUGUUCACUUCACACUGUUGGUGACAGAGGAUCUCGCUUGCUUUGCACCUUAAAUCUUUUAUUUUUGGCUAAAAUGCUCUUUAAACUUGUUUUCAAAGUGUGACUGUGCUGCUUUUAGAGUGGAGCAGUUAGAGUGGAGCUGGGGCCAGGUGUGACUUUGGAAGGUGAGCACUUCCACUGCUGUCUAGAAGCAUCUGUUAGUGCUGGGGAGGCUGGGCUGUCUUAGUGGGUGUCCCUGCUUGUCCCACAGAGCACAGUGAGACAGGAGCCUUGAAAAAUCUUUAGAAAUGGGCUGGUGUCUGACAAUCCUCCUUUUAUUCCUGGUCUGUGGCAAACAACGUUGUGUCACGGUGUGUGAAGGCACAGCAGAGGAGCAGCAUGUGAUGUACAAUGGACCACAUGAGCUUCUCUGGCCAAGUGAAAUGAGGGGGCACAAAAAGAGCCAAGCAGCCCUUUGUGCUGUCCAGUUCUGCAUCGGGAUCCAGCGUGCCCAGGAUCCCCUGGGGGCUCUUCCACAGCCACACUCAGCUGAGCACCAAACCCUUUAUCUUGUAGACUUUACUGAAGGCUUUUGUGGUUUACCUUAUCUCUUUUAGUCAUCUUUAUGGAAGGUGUGCAUCCAAACUACCUGCCUUUGGAAAGGUGACCUGCAAAGGGAAGGCUGCUUGUGGCAUUGCUUCACACGGCCUGUCAAACAAUCAGAAGGAUUUAGAAGGUAGGGGAGCUUUCUUUGGGGCAGAAGGGCAGGUCUUGCUUGCCCCGGCAGACAAUCAUCUGCUGUAGUGUCAUCGCUGUACUGCUGCUCAGCCAAGGACAA